UUCCUCUUCCUGUCUGCAGACGUGUCUCUAAGCGGCAGUGACUAAUUCCGAGCAUCCAUAGACUGCAGCAGCUGGCAGUGCCAUGGCUACUGACAGUGUGGUAGAGGGGCUGCGGGCCAGGGUCCGGGAGCUAGAAGAGGAGCUGAACAGGGUCAGGAGGCAUGAAACCCACAGAGCUAAGAUUGAGAAGAUGAGUGCGGAGGUGGUGGACUCUAACCCGUACAGCCGCUUGAUGGCUUUGAAGCGAAUGGGAAUUGUCCAAGAUUACGAGAAAAUCCGUACAUAUACGGUGGCAGUAGUGGGAGUCGGUGGUGUCGGCAGCGUCACAGCAGAAAUGCUGACAAGAUGUGGAAUUGGUAAGCUGCUGCUGUUUGACUAUGAUAAGGUGGAGUUGGCCAAUAUGAACAGACUCUUCUUCCAGCCACAUCAGGCUGGGCUUAGCAAAGUGGAGGCAGCUGAGCACACACUGAGGAAUAUAAAUCCUGACGUCCAGUUUGAAGUUCAUAACUAUAACAUCACAACCAUAGACAACUUUCAGCACUUCAUGGAUAGAAUAAGCAAAGGGGGAUUACAAGAAGGAGAACCAGUAGACCUUGUACUUAGCUGUGUCGACAACUUUGAAGCACGCAUGGCAAUUAACACUGCUUGCAAUGAACUUGGACAGAUCUGGAUGGAGUCUGGAGUCAGUGAGAAUGCAGUGUCUGGACACAUUCAGCUUAUUAAACCUGGGGAAACAGCCUGCUUUGCGUGUGCACCACCUCUAGUGGUCGCAGCAAACAUUGAUGAAAAGACAUUGAAACGAGAAGGCGUUUGUGCUGCCAGUCUUCCCACCACCAUGGGAGUUGUCGCAGGAAUACUUGUACAGAACGUACUCAAAUUUCUGUUACAUUUUGGCACGGUCAGUUAUUACCUAGGAUACAAUGCAAUGCAGGAUUUUUUCCCUACAAUGGCUUUGAAGCCCAACCCAUCAUGUGAUGAUAAAUAUUGCAGACAACAACAGGAGGCAUACAAGCUCCGAGAGGCUUCAGAACCAAAGCCUGAGGUGGUAGCUGUAGAAGAAUCGCCAGUUGUGCACGAGGAGAAUGAAUGGGGCAUUGAACUGGUGUCUGAGAUUUCUGAAGAAGAGUUAAAAGAGGCUUCUGGACCAGUCCCUGAGCUGCCAGAGGGGAUUACUGUGGCAUAUACAAUUCCUAUAACGAAACCCACAUCAGGCGCUACAGUGGAGGACACAGAUCAGAGCCUGGAGGAUCUCAUGGCACAAAUGAAAAAGAUGUAGUACAUCUAAUGGUUAUAGUUCCCAAUUGCUACGAGUCAUGUCUAUCAUUCCCAUGUGUCCUAGUGUAAUGCCGCCUCCUAGUUCUGCUUUCCUCUUCUGUCAUCGAACUAAAGGAGUUAGUCCUCCGUCAGGUCGUACUUACACUGUACUAAUAAAUUAAGCAUUAUUUAAAUAUA
Bufo bufo (common toad) is the source of this 1452-nucleotide messenger RNA. RefSeq names its product ubiquitin like modifier activating enzyme 5 (gene UBA5). Gene Ontology annotation, molecular function: UFM1 activating enzyme activity. Gene Ontology annotation, cellular component: cytosol; cytoplasm. The transcript is spliced from 12 exons. Gene Ontology annotation, biological process: protein ufmylation. The record is from RefSeq and is a predicted model, not a curated record. Lineage: Eukaryota; Metazoa; Chordata; Amphibia; Anura; Bufonidae. The coding region runs from base 83 to 1276 and encodes 397 amino acids.